Messenger RNA from Pogoniulus pusillus (Red-fronted tinkerbird), 6732 nucleotides. RefSeq names its product solute carrier family 1 member 4 (gene SLC1A4). The record is from RefSeq and is a predicted model, not a curated record. Gene Ontology annotation, biological process: L-glutamate transmembrane transport; L-serine transport. Bases 56 to 1642 code for a protein of 528 amino acids. Gene Ontology annotation, cellular component: plasma membrane. Gene Ontology annotation, molecular function: symporter activity; L-aspartate transmembrane transporter activity; L-serine transmembrane transporter activity. Lineage: Eukaryota; Metazoa; Chordata; Aves; Piciformes; Lybiidae. The transcript is spliced from 8 exons.
GCAGGCAGGCGGCCUCGUAGCGGGGAGAGCGUCGCCGCUAGUCGCGGCGGGCAGCAUGGAGGCGGCGGCUGGGGAGAAGGCGGGCGGCGGCCGCAACGGCCACGCCGAGGGCCCGGCGGCGGAGCGGGGCGGCGGCGGCCGGCUGAAGGGCUGCCAGGGCUUCCUGCGGCGCAACGUGCUGGUGCUGCUGACGGUGUCGGGGGUGGUGGCCGGCGUGGCGCUGGGGGCUGCCGUGCGCGGCGCGGAACUGGGCCCGGCGCAGGUGGCCUAUCUGGCCUUUCCCGGGGAGCUGCUGCUCCGGAUGCUGCGGAUGGUGAUCCUGCCGCUUGUGGUCUGCAGCCUGGUGUCGGGAGCCGCCAGCCUGGACACCCGCUCCCUCGGCCGUCUCGGCGGCAUCGCAAUCGCUUAUUUCCUCGGCACCACGUUGCUGGCCUCCGGCCUCGCCGUCGCCCUGGGCUUCAUCGUUCGGCCCGGCGCUGGCGCUUCUGCUCUCAACGCCCCCGGGCUGGGGCUGCCGGGCGCCGUGCCCACCAGCAAGGAGACCGUGGACUCCUUCCUCGACCUCGUCAGGAACCUAUUUCCUUCGAAUCUCGUUGCUGCAGCUUUCCAAACGUAUGCAACAGAGUAUAAGAUGCUGCUCAGAAACACUACCUCUGGAAAUGUCACGUGGGAAAAGGUCCCUGUGGGCACUGAGAUCGAAGGGAUGAAUAUCCUGGGACUGGUGCUGUUCGCUCUGGUUUUAGGAGUGGCUCUGAAAAAGCUUGGCCAGGAAGGGGAAGAUCUGAUCCGCUUCUUUAACUCCUUCAAUGAGGCAACUAUGGUCUUGGUUUCCUGGAUUAUGUGGUAUGUACCUAUUGGCAUUAUGUUCCUUGUUGGAAGCAAGAUUGUGGAAAUGGAAGAUAUUGUGCUUCUGGUGACCAGCCUGGGAAAAUACAUCUUUGCCUCUAUCCUGGGCCACUUCAUCCAUGGAGGAAUCAUUCUGCCCCUGAUUUAUUUCGCAGCUACGCGUCAAAAUCCGUAUCGCUUCCUCCUAGGACUUAUCACACCAUUUGCCACUGCUUUUGCCACUUGCUCCAGCUCGGCCACCCUGCCGUCGAUGAUCAAGUGCAUCGAGGAGAACAAUGGCGUUGACAAACGGAUCAGCAGGUUUAUCCUUCCCAUCGGGGCCACGGUGAACAUGGACGGAGCUGCCAUCUUCCAGUGCAUGGCAACUGUCUUCAUUGCUCAGCUCAACAACGUCGAGCUCAACCCUGGGCAAAUCUUCACAAUUCUAGUGACAGCUACUGCAUCCAGUGUGGGUGCAGCUGGGGUCCCAGCUGGAGGAGUCCUCACCAUUGCUAUCAUCUUGGAGGCCAUUGGACUUCCCACCAACGACCUCUCCUUGAUACUAGCAGUGGACUGGAUUGUGGACCGAACUACCACGGUUGUGAACGUGGAAGGGGAUGCCCUAGGAGCAGGCAUCCUUAACUACCUGAAUGAAAAAGCUAACAAAGAGAAAGAGCAGGAGCUGAAAGAAGUCAACGUAGAAGCUGUUGCCAACAGCAAGUCUGAAGGGGAAACGUCGCCUUUGGUAACCCACAAAAACCAAGUGUCCAACACGAGCAGCCCAGCAGACCCUGAAUCCAAGGAAUCAGUGUUGUGAACCAGAGGGCAUUUGUCAGCACAUGCCCUGGAGGUGGACUGCUUAAUGCACCUACGAGUUUGCAGUGCUGAAAGGGGCUGGGUGGUGCUUGAGAGUUUCCAGCUUCAGUCUGGAAUACAUUGGCCUGGGGAAGGGGAGGGAGGUGGGGUGGGCAGAGAAAGAGUGUCGGGAAAGAGCACUCAACUGCUUAAUAGUAUUUGGGGAAUUCCUUUGUGUGUGUGCUCCACACGCACAGCUGUACGUGGAAACAAUGCCACUGAGACUCUGGAGCUAACCAGAAUCGUGUUAGUAAAGGCUUAUCUGGGUUGGACAUGGGGAGCAAACCUACCCAGUAUGUGCUUUCUGUAGGGAACAACUAGUAACCUUAUUGUACUGCUGUUCAAGUGGAGAUCCAGCCUAGAAACUCCAGAGUGGGGGAAAAUGUUGCUUUAGUUCCUAGCCUGGGAACACUUUCCUUGCAGACACUUCACAGAUUGACAGAAGCAGCGUUUUUCUCUCACUCCCCUUUCUCUCCUGUUCUCUGAUCCUUUAAAAAUGACAACUCUAUCCUGAAAAAUGUCUUUUUCUUUCCUUCUUUUUAAACCUUUUGUUUCAUAUCUGUAUUAACAGCUUAUAGGGACCCUUGUUCCAUUCCCCCGCUGCAUUGCAGCUCAUAGCAGCUUUCCUGCCUUUUGUGAGUAACUGCCAAACUUGGGACCAAACAUAGGAGAUCUUUGUGCAGAUCAAGAACUGGUUUUCUCCUUUCCUUAAGCAAGCCGUUAAGGAAAAAAGAAAAUCUAGAGGAAACACAAAUUUUGCUAAUCCCUCUGGGGUUGAAAGAAAUGUGGAGUCUGUUCCAGCAUAAAUACGUCAGAAAGAGGCUUGCCUGUGCCAUCAUCAAGAGAUGAAGAAGUCAGUCCCUUUCAUGCAAAGAGGCAGGCAGGCAUGCAUGCUCCUUUGCUAGCACAGCCUGUCCUGCUCAUGUUUAUUUAAUGGCUCAGUCUAAACAGCUUAAGUCAUAUGUGGCUGAGGGAGCAGCGGUUGUUUAGUCUGGAGAAGGGAAGGCUAAGGGGAGAUCUUACUGCUUUCCACAGCCACCUGAAAGGAGAUUGGUGUUGGUCUCUAUUCCCAAGUAGGAGGAAAUGGGCUUUAAUUUGUGCUGGGGAGGUUCAGAUUGGACAUUAGGAGGAAUUUCUUUACUGAGAGCGUGGUCAGACUUUGGAACAGGCUGCCCAGGGUGGUGGAGUCACCAUCCCUGGAGGUGUUCACAAAGCGUGUAGGUGUGGUGCUUCAGGAUAUAGUUUAGUGGUCAUGGUAGUUGAGUUCUGGUUGGACUCGAUGGUCUUAGAGGUCUUUUCCUACCUUAAUGAUUCUGGUAUCCCUCUUCCAGCAAAACUGGACAGGGGAGGACAAAGUCACAACACGCAUCCUGUGGGAACUGGUGACAGGCAAGUCUCAGUGUUGACUUGAAAGGGGAAGAGAAGAGGUGAGUUUGUAGCCCUGUAUAGCUCAGUUGAUCUAGGAGUUUUGGCCUUGCUCUAGAUGUCCUUCUGGCAGGGGCUUACUUUUAGUAAUUGUAGGUGGUGCUGGGCCAGGGUAAUGCUUAAUGGCAGCUGGUAAUCUUUGCUUGAGGCUGAGACAACUGCUUCUGGAUUAUGACUCCAACUUUUUUCCUUUACAACAUACUUCCUGAAUUUGAACUCCAACCCUGAACAAAGUCCAGUAGAGAUCCUGUUGAUUUCUCUUGGCAUUUUGGACAGCAGAUGCAGCUGUGCACAUGCUGAGAUCUGCCUGGACUUGUGGAGCUCUCCCUUGGCUACCUUUUAGCAAAAUGAUUGCCUGUGUCUGUUAAUUCAGCACUAUAUAUUCACACUUAGCUUUGAUAAUAGAGUAACACAAAGCCUCCCGUUUUUAUCCUUUCUUGCUUCUGAUGAAGCUAUCUUGGAUUGAGUCCAGCAUCAGUAAGUUUGCAGAUGACACCAAGCUAGGAGCAGGUGUUGAUCUGUUGGAAGGUAGGAGAGCCCUGCAGAGGGACCUGGAGAGGCUGGAUGGGUGGUCAGAGGCCAAUGGGAUGAGAUUGAACAAGGCCAAGUGCAGGGUUCUGCACUUUGGCCAUAACAACCCCAAUCAGCACUACAGGCUGGGGACAGAGUGGCUGGAGAGCAGCCAGGAAGAAAGGGACCUGGGGGUACUGGUAGGUAGUAGCUGAAGAUGAGCCAGCAGUGUACCCAAGUGGCCAAGAGAGCCAAUGGCAUCCUGGUCUGUAUCAAGAACAGUGUGACCAGUAGGACAAGGGAGGUUAUUCUUCCCCUGUACUCAACACUGGUCAGGCCAUGCCUUGAGUACUGUGUCCAGUUCUGGGCCCCUCAAUUCAAGAGAGAUGUUGAGGUGCUGGAACGUGUCCAGAGAAGGGCAACGAAGCUGGUGAGGGGCCUGGAACACAAACCCUAUGAGGAGAGGCUGAGGGAGCUGGGAUUGUUUAGCCUGGAGAAGAGGAGGCUCAGGGGUGACCUCAUUUCUGUCUACAACUGCCUGAAGAGAGGUUGUAGCCAGGUGGGGAUUGGUCUCUUCUUCUAGACAACCAGCAACAGAACAAGGGGACACAGUCUCAAGUUGUACCAGGGGAAGUAUAGGCUGGAUGUUAGGAGGAAGUUCUUCCCAGAGAGAGUGACUGGCAUUGGAAUGGGCUGCCCAGGGAGGUGGUGGAGUCUCUGUCCCUGGAAGUGUUCAAGAAAAGCCUGGAUGAGGCACUUAGUGCCAUGGUCUAGCUGACUGGCUAGGGCUGGGUGCUAGGUUGGACUGGAUGGUCUUGGAGGUCUCUUCCACCCUGGUUGAUUCUAUGAAAGGUAAGCAGUCACUGAUAUUUACAUUCGUGGCACUAGGAAGAGGCAGCUCCAGUUUUGCAGCAGCAGCAGACUUGAUUUGCAAAGCAUCCUUCCUGGUAAAGGGGCACAAAAAGAGGCUUGCAGAGAUGUGGCUGCCUCUGAGGGAAAGGCCACCAGUGCGUCAGGGUUGGCUUUUGAGUCGUGUGCAGCAGCAGGGCUGUGUAAACAAUCCAAGUAGGAAGGGAUUAGUCAGCCCACUCAGAAACUGCAGGUGGAGCUUGCUUUUUAACGUUUGUUUAUAACCACGUCCAGAAAAUUUGGUCAUUCUUUGGCUCAACUUCAAAAUGGAAGGAGACAAAUGCAAUUCUUUAGGGACAUCCUUUGCCCAGUAUUUAUUAUUGUUAUUUAGCUUUGAGUAGAUCAAGACCCACUGAAACUUUGUAUUUCACCUCAAUAGAAUCAUGCUGACUCCUUUCAACUCAGGAAACCAAAAGUGCACUUUGUUAGCUGACAAGGAAAGCCAACAAAUAGAGAGGUGUUCUGAAGAAUGUUGAGAACCAUUUUUGCAAGCCUCCAGCAGAGCCUUUUUUUUGUCUUUGGGUUGUUUGUUGUUUUUUUUUUAACAACUCUUAUUUAAAUAACUCUUUGGAAAAACUCUGAAUGCACCAAACUCCACAAUACUUGGAUUUUGCAGCAGCAUAUGGAUGUCUCAAGGAAGGGAAAAACCAUGACUAUUCCCGGUGGGCUGGGUUCUGCUCUUGCAUUUUAUCCACCAUCAGACAUCUAGCUCCCCUGAUGCCCUCCUUUGAUGUGAAAGCAGGCAGCACUCAAAUGAAGUAGCACAGCUACCAUUUUGGACUAGAACAGUUCUCAAAUUGACUCUUUUUUUUCACCCCAAAGCUGUUGUUUCCCAUGUUACACACACAGGCAAGUCCAAAGGCUUGCCAUGGCUGUCUUGGUCUUUCUUCCUGUGGUUGUGUGCCUUGGUUGUGUCUCCUGCUUGCAGCAGUGUGCCUCUGACUGUGGAGCCCAGGAAAUGGCAAAUUAAGGCAAUUGUCUCAAAGCCUUCUUAGUAUUUUCCAACAGCAAUGCAAAAGCUCAGAGUCUUGGCUGAAGAGGGCCUCUGCCAGUCUCCACCAGUGGAUUGUCACCUUCUGCAUUGAUGUGAAUGUCUUGUCCCACAUAAAUGCUUGUUAGAGCAGUCAGGCCUCAGGAGGUCAAACCAGCCUCAGAGCAGGAAGUUAACAUAGGCAAUCUAACACUCCUGCAGACAGGUGCCACACAGUUUAUGUGAACCUGUUUGGUUCUCAAAGUGCCAGAGAGCUGUCAUCCUGCAGAAGCACCAAAGUAGGUAAUGCUUCAAUUGUUCCUCUUGCACAGCAUGAGGGAGCCCUGAGUGUUCAUGAAAGCAGGUCUGCUGGGUAACUUCUGCUUGUCAGAAGACCUCUCUGGACCUUUGUGUUCUUGUCUGUGGCAGAUAACAUUUCUUGUUUUCAUGAUGGCCAUGCUAGGGCCAACCACUUGGCUUCACUUUUUUUUUUGUCCCAAGGUACAAAUGCAGAAGAUCCAAAACCAGUACCACGUUCUCUCAGCCUGUAAAACCUUUGGCACAUGCCAGCAGCUGCCCUUGGACCAAUGUGAAUCCCAAUGGCAAGCCUGUGAGCUAGCAGCCCAUUUGCUUUGUGUGCUCAUGGUCCUCAGCUGAGGCCACUGGAAGCAAACUGAGAGGGCUGUUGAAGGAGGUGUGGGUUAGAUGCUGUCAUUGACAUUCACAGUGUCCAGUUUCAGGUCCCUGUGGGGCUUUGCCCCAAGAGGCUACAAGCUGAGGUGCUCAGCAGCAGUGCAGGUGCUCAGCUCUCAGGCACUCCAUAAAUACAGUGCCAGUGUGGCCCUUAAUUCCAGUGUCUCCUCAACCAAUGUUUCUGUUCUCCAGCACAACUGUAAGUAAGUUGAAACCUUUAGUCUAUUCCUUUUAAUUUUUAAGAAGAAAUAAAUGGCAUUUGGAAAACUCUGGGUUUGGGGUUUUAGUCUUUGAGAUUUCUUGGUUAGUGGUUUUUUUUUUUUUGUUCUCUGCAAGUUAGAAAUUCCUUAGGGAGACAGAGGCAGGCUCCAAACAGCUCCUGCCAUACCCUCUAGUAGUAUGAAUGCUUUUGGGGAGAAAGCUGUGGGAAUAUGGGAAGAGGAGUCUGUAAGCCUUUGGCAGGUGCAAGCCCAUUUUUAUCUCUGAUGCCAUUUGGAUUUCCAAUCUUCUCUUUUUUUUUUUAAAGUAAAAUUUCUGUGACUGCU